Molecule: messenger RNA, 2513 nt
Organism: Pangasianodon hypophthalmus (striped catfish)
Lineage: Eukaryota; Metazoa; Chordata; Actinopteri; Siluriformes; Pangasiidae
Product: tripartite motif-containing protein 16-like
Exons: 6
Coding region: 620-2494 (624 amino acids)
Molecular function (GO): zinc ion binding; protein binding
Source: RefSeq, a predicted model, not a curated record
GAGAGACUGGAGAAACCUGGAUGAAGGAAAAAAGGAAGAGAGGGAGAGAGACUUGAGUGGUGGACGUGCAUAUACUUUAACAAUAAACGAGUGUUUGAGUGUUGUUAUUUAACUAUGAAAAACGUACAAAGUGAAGCUUUCUGUAAGGAGAUUUUGAGGUUGUGGUAAAUAUUAAUAAACAUACAGGUAGCAGUACGUGAAUUAUGAUUGCCUUACAUACUUGCAAAGGAGUAUGCAACUAAACUAGUAUGCUAAAACACAAGCAUUCAAGUAAGCUAGUAUGCAAACGAAUUAGUAAGUGGAGAUGAAGUGUGUCGGAUGGUGACUGCACUGCUGUUCCAUCCCGUCAACACUUUAAGAACAAGCAAAGCUUGAUGCCUGCAAGGAAUCUGCUGAUCUGUACAACACACAUACACACACACACACACACACAAAUGCAUGCUCAUUCACACACCUGGUUUGGGGGGACUUUGUUUAGAUUGUUAACAGAUGGCUUGGAAAAUGUAUGUAAGUUGUGCACAGACUAAUGCACAUGCUUACACAUGCAUACACAGGCUAGAAUCCUAUAUGGUGCAGAUUGGAGGGUUUUUUUUGCGCCAGAAGAAAUUGUGUCUAAGAAAUGGUUAACAGAGGAAUGUUCAUGAAGUCUGUCUUUGUGCUCCUCCUCUUUCUCUCUCGCGCUCUCGCUCGCUCUCUCUCAUACACACAACCAGGAAGUGACUCCUCAUUUCAGGGAAAACGAAACUCAGAGCGCCGCUCUCUCUCUCUCUCUCUCUCUCUCUCUCUCUCAGUGUGUGAGUGCAGGAAAAUGGCUGAGGCCAGUAUUUCUGUAGAUCAGCUUUCAGUGGAUCAGUUCAGCUGUCCAAUCUGUCUGGAUCUACUGAAGGAUCCAGUGACUAUCUCCUGUGGUCACAGUUUCUGUAAGGUGUGUAUUAAUGACUGCUGGGAUCAGGAAGAUAAGAGCGGAGUUUAUAGCUGUCCUCAGUGCAGAGACACUUUCACUCCAAGGCCUGUUCUACGCAGAAACAACAUGCUGGCUGAAGUGGUGGAGAAACUGAAGAAGAAGACUGAAGUCCAAGCUGCUUCUCCUGCUCACUGUUACGCUGGACCUGGAGAUGUGGAGUGUGAUUUCUGCAGCAGGAGAAAACACAAAGCCGUCAAGUCCUGUCUGAUGUGUCUGGCCUCCUUUUGUGAAACUCAUCUGAAACCUCACUAUGAAAUUAAUGCUUUGAAAAAGCACAAGUUAGUGGAAGCCUCUGGAAAUCUACAAGAGAAGAUCUGCUCUGAGCAUGAUAAAGUGCUGGAGAUCUACUGUCGUACUGACCAAAGCUUCAUCUGUUAUCUGUGUAUGACGGAUGAACACAAAAGCCACGACACCGUCUCAGUUAAAGCAUACAGAACUGAAAAACAGAGUGAGCUAAAGGAGGAGCAGAUGAAAUCCCAGCAGAGAAUCCAGGAGAAGCAGAAGAAGGUGCAGGAGCUGAAACAGGCUGUGAACACUAUAAAGCUGAGUGCACAGACAGCAGUGGAGGACAGUGAGAGGAUCUUUACUGAGCUGAUCAGCUCCAUGGAGAAAAAGCGCUCGGAGGUGACGGAGCUGAUCAGAGCUCAGGAGAAGACUGAAGUGAGUCGAGCUGAACGACUCCUGGAGCAACUGGAGCAGGAGAUUGCUGAUCUUCAGAGGAGAGUCAGUGAGCUGGAGCAGCUUUCACACACACACGAUCACAUCCAUUUCCUCCAGAGUCUCCAGUCUCUCUGUGUGUCUUCUGGAUGUGAGGACUCACCCAGCAUCACUGUCAAUCAACAUCUCUCAUUUGAUGGAGUGAGGAAAUCUCUCUCUGAUCUGAAAAAGAGACUGGAGGAAUUCUGCCAGGAGGAAUUCAUCAAAAUCCCUAGACAUGCUGCAGCAGUUCAGAUGAUUUUACCCUCAGAGCCAAAGAGCAGAGAAGAUUUUCUGCACUAUUUCUGUGAUCUGACUCUGGAUCCUGACACAGUAAAUUAUAACCUCAUUCUGUCUGAGAAGAACAGAGUGGUGAAGUGCAGUGAGAGAAAGGAGCCGUACUCUGAUCAUCCAGAGAGAUUUGACUCUCGGUGGCAGGUGUUGAGUAAGGAGAGUGUGUGUGGACGCUGUUACUGGGAGGUGGAGUGGAGCGGUGAGAAGUGUGUGUCCAUAUCAGUCUCAUAUAAAGACAUCAGCAGGAAAGGACGGGGUAAUGAGGGGUGGUUUGGAGGCAACAAUCAGUCCUGGAGUCUGUGGUGUUAUUCUUCAUCUCUUUCUUUCUAUCACAACAACAUUGAGACUAAACUCAGAGUUCCAUCAUCCUCCAGAAUAGGAGUGUAUGUGGAUCACAGUGCAGGAACUCUGUCCUUCUACAGCGUCUCUGACACGAUGAAGCUCCUCCACAGAGUCCACACCACAUUCACUCAGCCUCUAUACGCUGGAUUCAGUUUACCUUAUAGACGGUCAAGUGUGAGAUUAUGUGAUCUAAAAUAAAAGGUAGUUUUUACAUGAA